AUGCAGUGAAAACGCGGAGCGGCCGUGCGGUUGUCGUUGAUCGUUUUUGGGUAACGGGAGCGAAUUGAUAGGGACCAACAGCCAGUAGCUCCAAUACGGUGCUUUAAUUGGUUUACUGGCCAUACGCGUUGCGCCAAGAGUGUGUGUCUCUGUGUGUUUCGGGAGGGUAAAUCUGUGCGAUUCUUUCGUGGAUUACUCACCGUCCAUCUCCCCCCGUCAUCGUUUGCUGCCAUGGUGCGUGUGCGUAAAGUAACGUUCGUGGUACUGUAGCGCGAGUAAAUUCAUUCCCUAGAGCCCUCAUAAAGAAACAGCAAAACCCCGAAUAAACAACCAUUGCUCGAUAAGAACGAGCAGCAGCCAAGUCUUCUUGUUAUUGUCCGCGAAACGUCGUCUGUAGCUGUGAAGAUUGUGUGUGUGUGAGUUUUUUUCCUCACUGGUCGGCAGAUUCAACGUUUCGUGAGUCUCUUCGACAGCCCUUACCGCACGCUUUAUUAACGUAUCCGCAACAAAACCGUCAUCGAGCAAAAGAACCUGCAUCCAACUCCCCUCCCGUCUGUGUCUGUGUGAGUGCGCGUGUGACACACACCCAGUGUGGACGAUUUAGUACAUAAAUUAGCCCGCAUUAAUCACCCCCAAUCGAUCGAUACAUUCCGCCGACCAUUUGGACCCUGCUCGUCCAUCGAAGACUCGUGUGACGUUGUUCAAGAUAUUAACGCAACAAUGGAGCUGAAACCGCCGGAGACGUUGUCCUAGUAAUAGUAGUUCCUUUCCGUACCAGUCGGUGUUAUCGCGCAAUGUUCCUUUAAACGCAAUCAACCUGUUUGCAAAUUUGCUUGUUCUCUUAAGUUGCCGCACUGUGUCUUACUUUCUUAUGUUGCCUGUCGUCUAACACCCGUGCGUGUGCGUGCGUACGUGUGUGUGUGUCACGAGAGGUCUCGUGAAUCGUGAUACAGAGCAAUAGCGGUGUAAUCAGCGACGUACCAACAAUACAGUGUGCACGAGCCAAGUUGGGAAAACAAAGUAAGGAAUUAGUGGUGUUCCUUCUUCUUCGUACGUGUACGCGCGCGCAUCGGUACAGCACGCGACGCUCAACCCCGAUUAUGGCCCGGUCGGGAAGAUGGGAAAUGUUAAAAAUAAUUGCACACCUUACGGUAGUUCUGCUGUUUUGCGACACCUGGCGCACGGCCGAGGGUAAGGUAGUCCCGGGCGGCUUCAACCGCGACCGGCAUGCAUCCCCGGAAAUGCAACGGAACGAUGACAUCGUCAUUCCGCGCGUUGAGAUAGCUCGGGUCAUGUCCGACAUUGCCGGGGACAAAUUGGUGCUGUAUACCGAGGAUAUUGUAGGGCGGACGUUUAUCGUCGAUCGGCGCCGGAUGGAGUGUCAUGAGCAGGUGCACGUGUACGAAUCCUUUCUGCCGCUCGAGCCGGUGGCGAAGGAGGACGAGGAGUACUUAAGACAGGCGAAGAUUUUGUGCUGGUCUGCCCAGGGAUCACCGAUGGAGGUCGCAAUGCAGGAGGGGGCUGGCGUGCUAGAAAAUCAUGCAAAUCAACUGAUGCAUAGCAGGGCGGCUGUACGCAACAGACGCAACAUUGAUCGGGAGAGUGAAGGGAGCAAAAUAAAUACAUUCAACAGUGUACAAACCGCGACAAACAACGAGGAGGUACUUCGCAUCGAAGGGUUUCGGAUCGAGCAAGCAGAAAUAACACCCGAAAUGGAAGAAAACGGUGUGUCGUCGGUGCGCGUGAACUCACCGGUUACGUUGCGCCUGUUCGGAACGGGGAUCAGGCGUAAUACCGUCAUCAUAUUCACGCACGAACCGUCCCGUUACCUAGGUUCGUGCCAGGUGCCGGUCACGGAGAAAUUUCACGUGAAAGAAGCGGAAGCUAGCGGUAGGAGCGGGCUGGUGGAGAUCGAGCUGCCGGAAGUGAUCAAGCAAAAGAAGUACUUCUACAUUUGCGCCAAGUACGAAAAAACCGACCCGUUGGAAGGAUCGGAAGAAACUGAAAAGGAAGCUGUAAAGGAUACGCCCUUUCUUCAUCAGGGAGUGGAUUCGUGGAUGCGUUUGACGAGCCAUACAUCGAUGCUACCGCUAUGGCUGUCGAUCAGCGUCAUAUGUGUUUGCCUCAUGUUUUCGGCCCUUUUCUCCGGGCUCAAUCUAGGUCUGAUGUCCUUGGAUCGAACCGACUUGAAGAUCCUCUGCAACACGGGCAGCGACACGGAGAAGAAAUACGCAAAUGCAAUCAAGCCGAUACGCGAUCACGGCAACUUUUUGCUGUGCAGCAUCCUGCUCGGCAACGUGCUAGUCAACUCGACGUUUACCAUUCUACUGGACGGUCUUACUUCGGGCCUGUUUGCCGUCAUUGGUUCCACGGUGGCAAUUGUGAUUUUCGGUGAAAUCAUUCCGCAGGCCAUCUGCUCGCGACACGGGCUGGCCGUUGGAGCCCGAACGAUCGCGAUUACGAAGGCGGUGAUGGUGAUUACAGCUCCACUGUCCUUCCCUAUCUCAAAGAUACUUGAUUUCGUUUUGGGCGAGGAAAUUGGCAAUUUCUACGAUCGUGAGCGUCUGAAAGAGUUGGUUAAGGUUACCAACGACGUAAACGAUUUGGAUAAGGAUGAAGUUAAAGUGAUUGCCGGUGUGCUCGAGCUGCGCAAGAAAACGGUCAAGGAUGUGAUGACACGGCUGGAGGAUGCGUACAUGCUGCCAAUUGAUGCGGUACUAGAUUUUGUUACCAUCGCCGAUAUCAUGAAGUCAGGAUUUUCACGUAUUCCCGUGCAUGAUGGAGAUGAGCGAGCAGACAUAAUCUCAAUUCUACACAUCAAAGAUCUGGCGUUCAUCGAUCCGGACGAUAACGUACCGGUGCGCCGAAUGUGCGAGUUUUACCGCAAUUCGAUACACUUCGUGUUCUACGAUCAGACGCUCGAUGUAAUGUUCAAGGAGUUCAAGUCGGGCACCUUCGGACACAUGGCAUUCGUGCAACGGGUGAAUUCGGAUGGUGACGGUGAUCCGUUCUACGAAACCCUCGGUCUAAUUACGCUCGAGGACGUGAUUGAAGAGUUGAUUCAGGCGGAAAUUGUUGACGAAACGGACGUUUUUACGGACAAUAGAAGCAAGAUUCGGCGCGAGCGUAUCAAGCGAACGGACAUUCCCACGUUCGUGGAUCGUGCUAUCGAUGCGGACACGCAGGGUUUGCGCAUUGGGCCGCAACUGAUGUUCGCUACGUAUCAGUACAUAUCGACCGCGGUGUCGGCGUUUAAACGUGAUUGCAUCUCCGAACCGAUUCUGCGACGCUUGCUGAAUCAGGACAUUUUCCAUCAAAUCAGGAUCAAGAGUAAGGAUCGCAAUGAACGCAUUACUAUUAUCAAUUGCGGUACUCCGAUGGACUAUUUCGUGCUGAUACUGGAGGGACGGGUCGAGGUGAUCGUUGGCAAGGAAAACCUUUUGUUCGAAAGCGGUCCAUUCACUCACUUUGGACUGCAAGCGAUUGCACAAAACGCUAGCGGUGAUACGUCGGCCAAUACACCGCAGGAAAUUAUGGGAUCGCUUGAAUCUAUCGCCCAGGAUGCUGCCUCGCGAAAUCAAUUCAUCCCGGACUACACGGUAAAGGCGAUCACCGAUGUGGUGUAUUUGCAGAUUUCACGCAUCCGCUAUCUGGCGGCCAAGCGUGCCACGCUGCUGGAACGCUCGCAAAAGCUGGGUGACCAAUCAAUGGAUCCGAUCGAUCCAGAGGUGGAACAGCUGAUGCAUUCGCUCGACAAAGGUGACCAGAACAGUAUAACGCCUGAUGCCACAAACCUGACCGUCAAUUCCGGAGCAAAGGCUAGCAAAUCAUCCAGCAACGUUGCCUCGCCUACGGCUUUAAAUGACCUUACUAACAAUACGAAUUCCUCUGUGACUCGCAACCAUACAGUAUUAGUGCACGACAAUUCUUCCAGUGCCGCUGCUGCCAACGAGUUUAACAUAGGAGCAUCGUCCAGCUAUGCAAAAGACAUGGCUGUCGCUGGGGACCCCGGAGCGGAUCCCAGCAGUAUCCCGCUGCUGCCAAAGCCAUAACCCUCGGUGUACCUCAUCGUACUGUACUACCACCCUACCGUGUACAGUACCGUCAGCACAUCCGCCCAUGCAUGAACUCCAACAUCAAAAUCAUCAUCAUCAGCGACACCACAACCCGAACCACUUGAUCGAUGUCGAUAGGAGUUUAACGUCCGAUUGUUGGAUGUCGUGCUAGCUGCACCGCUCGUACGCGUUCCGAUUUACUUCCACUUUCACUUGGAUCCCUAUUAUUACUACUUGUCCUAUAUAGAUAUUUACUAUUAUUAGGAGAAAAAAAUAAUACGUUACCAAGCGUUUACCAGGGGUUUGUGCUAAUAGCAAUCCGGUUGCAUUUUGUUUUAAACAUACUGUAUGCACCAAACCACGUGCAGAAUAUUGAUGAUACACGAUAGAAGUUAGUUGAGAUUUGUUGAGCUGUUGAUUGUGGACAUUGUUGUUUGUAACGAGUGUAGAUUAUUAUUAGAAUUAUCCAUUUUCCGUUGACGUUUGGGCAGUGUGCCAAAACUCACCCCUCCACCACCCUCCAACGUUCCCGAUGACGGAGAAAGUCUUAGACAAAACGCGAAACCUGUUCAGGGUUGGUUGGAUAGAGAUGCUGGCAGGAAGCAUUCAAUAGGGCACUAGUAAUCAGAUUCCUUCAAACAGAUAAUCUACACCUGAGCGUACAAAAGAGCGUGCCUGUUAUUCCCGAGCGCUCCAUCAAAGCGGAGCUGGGGCGCGUAAGAUAGCGAUCGUACAAGCGAAACCCGUGCAUACAGGCUCUAUUGAAGUCGACAUGCAUCGAAAGACGAGACCGGUAUGAGCAGAACAAACAGAAACAAAAAGCACCGUGUGCUAUAUUUAUCCUAGGACGAGCAUUCGUGCGUGAUGUACUUACGAUACGGCACGGGCGCAUUGUGUUUGUCUGUAGCAUUGUAUCCCAAAAAGUGAAACCAAAAGUAAUGAGAGCUCGUGCAUUGUAAUAGUGCGAGAUAUAUAGCAAUACGAAUGUAUAAGUAGUAUGAACAUUGGACGAAAUAAUGACGCAGGAAGUGAUCGUGAAGGGUAGUGCUAAACGCUGUACGAUAUAACAUGGAACACGAAGCUAGAAUUAGGUAAAUGACAUCGAGGAGGGCGAACAAAGGAGGAGGGUGUGUUGUCACCGGGGUAGGCAGGGUGGCCGAAUCAAAAAACACCCACAGGGCACCAAGAGUGGUUUUGUUUCAGUGUUCUACCACACCACAUUGUUUUGUGCUUUUUUGUUAUCGAUUGGUAGAAAGCAACAGGGAAUCAAAUAGAGACCCCCCGUACUCCGGCACCGUACGAACGGGGUCCGGCACAGGUAUAGUUGUAGAUGCAGCGUGUGUUUGUGCAUAUAGCGAAGCGAAUUUCGCAAACAAUUAUUUUUUACACUUCUCGUAGAUGAAAACGAAUUCCGCGGAGAAUAUAUAGGUGCGCCUUUCUAUAUAAUA
Molecule: messenger RNA, 5503 nt
Organism: Anopheles stephensi (Asian malaria mosquito)
Lineage: Eukaryota; Metazoa; Arthropoda; Insecta; Diptera; Culicidae
Gene: uex
Product: metal transporter CNNM4
Exons: 13
Coding region: 1101-4052 (983 amino acids)
Biological process (GO): magnesium ion homeostasis; transport
Cellular component (GO): plasma membrane
Molecular function (GO): transmembrane transporter activity
Source: RefSeq, a predicted model, not a curated record